GUUCAGACAAACCAUUCGACUGCAUAUAUCUGGUGGGGUGUUUGGGGGCAGAGAUUUAGUGUAUAGAUUUUAAGAAGUGAGUCCAUGAAAUGACAGAAUCGUAUAGACCUUCAGAUGUCGUAUCCUCGAUGGGGCAGAUGGCGGGUGAUAAUUACAGCGAUAUGCCGUUGCAUUUGGAGGUCUUGUCCCGUCAGAUACCGUCGCAGGCUCCUGGUUCGCCCCGUAGUUAAAACACGGCGAAUUCCCCUCGCUACACCCGUGUGGCUGGCAUGUAAUAUGUAUUGUGCUGGCCAGCCUGCUAGCAUGCUUGAUAUGAAUAGGAAAUCAAUGAGGGAUGGUGUGUUGUGUUAGCCAAUGCAUCCCAUCCCUACGAACCAGUCGCCCACGCCCCUUAACUCCGGAUAUGCUGAAUAGACGACCUGAUAUGAACCCA
This is a messenger RNA of Sodiomyces alkalinus F11, 433 nucleotides long. RefSeq lists its product as hypothetical. The record is from RefSeq and is a predicted model, not a curated record. The transcript has a single exon. Bases 115 to 351 code for a protein of 78 amino acids. Lineage: Eukaryota; Fungi; Ascomycota; Sordariomycetes; Glomerellales; Plectosphaerellaceae.